UCCACCGAUGGUCGCCGUGCGCGGGCUCCAAAGGCAGCAUAUCCAUGUCUCUUGCUACCUCCGUACCGCGUGCUGCCCGGCAUUCGUCAAUAUGGUCCACAAGAGCUGCACCAGCCCUCGCAGGCCCGAGACUGAGGAUCCUGCAUGAACAAGCACGUCUGAAGAGUACGCAACCCGCAUACGAGGGACACAUCCCACUGAACACCUUCGAGGCUGGCUUUCUCGCUGUCGGCUCCGCGCUGAUGUCGCUGGCAAAUCCGAGGAGAGGAGACAUGGUGGCUGCGUUGGGGGACGUAACCUCUGGCCCUGUGCUGCCCCGCCUUCGGGAUGCCAUGCUGGAGAGUCCUGAAGGAAGGAGAAUUCUGAAAGGGAGGCCUCGUGUGAACUCAAGCACUGUUGACAUGAACAAGCUCGCGCUGCUCCCAGAGGGGACCUUUGGUCGCGCGUACGUCACCUGGCUCGAGCGGUGUGGUGUGACCCCCGACACGCGUGAGCCGGUGCACUACGUCGACGACCCGGAGUUGGCGUACGUCCUCCUGCGCUACCGCGAGUGCCACGACUUCUACCACUGCAUCUGCAACCUGCCCGUCAACGUCGAGUCCGAGCUCGCGCUCAAGUUCUUCGAGUUCGCCAACCUCGGCCUGCCCAUGGCUGGCUUCGCUGCGGCCUUCGGCCACCUCCGCCUCACCUCGGCUAAGCGCCAACGACUCUUCAGCGAGUUCGUUCCGUGGGCAGUGAAGUGCGGGAGCAGCGCGAAGAGCCUCAUCACGGUGCACUGGGAAGAGCGUUGGAACCAGAACGUGGACGAGUUGAAGAGGGAGCUGGGUAUCUGGGACCCCCCGGAGGCGCGCUGGAGCAGGCCACUAAGCGAGGCCAAGGCGGCUACAGAGAAGAGGCAGAAGGCUGCUGAAGCACAGUUGACGGGGCAGUCAUGACCGCCCUCAUCUGGCAUGUA
Messenger RNA from Rhodofomes roseus, 955 nucleotides. RefSeq names its product ubiquinone biosynthesis protein COQ4 mitochondrial. Gene Ontology annotation, biological process: ubiquinone biosynthetic process. The transcript is spliced from 3 exons. The record is from RefSeq and is a predicted model, not a curated record. NCBI's taxonomy places the organism in Eukaryota, Fungi, Basidiomycota, Agaricomycetes, Polyporales, Fomitopsidaceae. Gene Ontology annotation, cellular component: mitochondrial inner membrane; mitochondrion. The coding region runs from base 45 to 935 and encodes 296 amino acids.